Molecule: messenger RNA, 1250 nt
Organism: Diatraea saccharalis (sugarcane borer)
Lineage: Eukaryota; Metazoa; Arthropoda; Insecta; Lepidoptera; Crambidae
Source: the annotation of a GenBank genome assembly
GUCAGCGAACUCGGUGAUUCGCAUUCUUUCUUGAUUUCGUUUCAUCAAGAGUUUUAUUGUUUCGGACAAAGAUAUUAUCUUAUCUUUUUUUAUUGUAAUGUCAAUUUGGUUGGAAAUUAAUCGGCGAGAUACAUAAAAGAGAUAGUGUAUUUGUAAAUAGCAAUGUAUUUUAUCGAAUCGUCAAUUCUUAUCAAUAACUGAUUGAAUUAAUUUUCGAUUGAAAUUAAUUGUACCUCUCAAAUGUGAUUUGGCUCGCAAUGGAGGAUUAUAAAUUUCUCUUUAAAGUAGUAUUAGUGGGAAAUGCGGGCGUGGGCAAGACUUGUUUGGUAAGGCGUUUCACUCAAGGACUUUUUCCACCCGGACAAGGCGCUACAAUAGGUGUAGAUUUUAUGAUCAAAACUGUAGAAGUCGACGGUGAGAAAGUGAAGUUGCAAAUAUGGGAUACAGCAGGACAAGAGAGGUUCCGUUCAAUUACACAGAGCUAUUAUAGAUCUGCACAUGCCCUGAUUUUGGUUUAUGACAUAUCUUGCCAACCAACUUUUGACUGCUUACCAGACUGGCUAAGAGAGAUUGAAGAGUAUGCAAAUAAUAAAGUUCUUAGGAUAUUAGUGGGUAACAAAACUGAUAGAGAAGACAGGGAAAUUCCAAGACAUAUUGGUGAAGAUUUUGCCCAGAGACAUGGAAUGUAUUUUCUUGAAACUUCAGCAAAAGAAGCAGAGAAUGUUGAGAGGCUGUUUAUGGAGAUAGCUGUAGAGCUCAUGGAGCAAGCAAAAUGUAAGGAGCUUCCGAAAUAUGAUGGCAGUUUAGGACCCAUCAACGGAAAAACCACAUCAGUUGGUGAUAGCUCCUGUUGUCUUCGAUCAUAAAUAAUAACGAAUUUAUCUAAUUGGGAUUACUAGAGGUAUGAACUGGUAUUUUUAUAGAGGAUCAUUUGUUUUACAAUUUUAUUAUAUUGGUUAUAAUUAUGUAUCUGUUCAAUUAAAAUACAGGGACGGAGAGAUGUAGAAUAAGUAUUCUUAAAAGUUGUUUAUUUCAUAAAUCUCUAUAUUUUAGGUGUUGACAUUGUCUGUUGUUUUAUUUUAAUUUAACUAUUCUAUUUAUUCUAUCUGAAGUAGGAGGUAAUUAUUUUUGUUAUCUAAUCAGAUAAAUGGAUAUAAUUUUCCAACUAGCAAAAUAAAAUUGAUUUAUUAUUUCUGUUAUAGGUCUACCAAUAUUGGUAAAUCUGCUUGAUCUAUAGAUAAAUGAUCUGU